AUGAAUAUUACAUCUAUCAAUAUCAGAGGGUGUGGUACUGCCAUUAAAAGGAAAAGAGUAAGAUAUCUGGUGGAGAAAGGGAAGGUUUAUCUAAUUUUCAUUCAGGAAACAAAAACUCAAAAAAUGUCUAAAGCAAUUGUUAGAAACAUGUGGGAACCAAUUGAUGUAUCUUGGUCUGCUUUAGAUGCAUGCGGACACUCAGGGGGAAUAAUUACUAUAUGGAAACAUGGCAUUAUAGAUUCAAUAUUAAGUUUCAGAGAGAAUGGCUUCAUAGGAAUAGAAGCUAUCCACAAAUGUAAUACCAUCUUCUUUUUGAACAUUUACUCCUCUUGCCAGCUGGUUGAAAAAAGAAGAACGUGGACUAAAAUCGUUGAAUGGAAGAAUAGGUUAGAGGUUGGUGAGUGGAUUAUUGGGGGGGAUUUCAACUCAGUCAAACAUAGGAAUGAGAGAAUAAGAUGUAGUGUUAGAAGUUACAGGUAUGAAAUUGAAGAUUUUGUUUUCUUCAUUGAUUUAAUGGAAGUGGUUGACCUCCCAAUUGUUGGGAAUUAG
Molecule: messenger RNA, 549 nt
Organism: Lathyrus sativus (Indian pea)
Lineage: Eukaryota; Viridiplantae; Streptophyta; Magnoliopsida; Fabales; Fabaceae
Source: the annotation of a GenBank genome assembly